AUGAGGACUUCUGCCCUGAUCUUGCUAACCAAGCCGAACAUACUCAACACAGCGGAUCCGGGGAACUGGCGCCCCAUAUCCCUUUUAAAAGAGAGUACAGGGCCUAGCAAGGCGUGUCCUAUCCACCUCCCAGUACUGUACAAUCGGGGAAAGAACUGUUUUCAAUGCCAUUUUCGAGGUCAGGGAAGCUCUCGAGAAGUGCAAGGCCGGAGGAAGAGGGAUAUACCUCCAGGCGCUUGAUCGGGUCGAUCACCAUUAUCUGUGGUAAGUCUUGCGGAAGUAUGGCUUGCCGGGGAAAUUUAUCCCUUGUACAGAGGGGCCGAAAGCUUCGCUCUUGUGAACGGGUGGAGGGGCAGGACAUUUAGGAUCCGAUCCGGGUUCCGGCAAGGCUGUCCUCUCAGCCCGCUCUUGUACGUGUUUGCAGUCGAUCCCUUCAUCCGGAGGGUCGAGGUGAGCACGUUGCAGGGAGUGGCCAGGGCUCCGGGGAGGCCUCUAUGGGUCGUAGCCUACGCCGAUAACUACUCCAUCGUGGUCUCCGACACACGGGAGUCCACAGUGGUGGAUGAGUUAAUUCUCGCGUAUUUUGCCGCUUCAGCCUCAUGUAUCAACAGGGACAAGAGCGGAGUUUUCUGGUGCGGGAAGGAGGGGGACCAGUUCCCUCUUCCAGACGGUUUCCCACGGACCCAGUCUGAAAUUAAGAUCUUGUGGGUGAUGUUCGGACCAGGGGAUCUGGCUCUCAGGAACUGGUCUGAACGGCUUUCCAUAGCUUCCAGCAAGGUGGAGGAGAGCCACAGGUGGAAACUGAUGUACAGAGAACGGGUGAAACUGAUUAAAACCUAUGUUCUGACCGUAUUCGGCUAUGUCAACAUCUUUCGUUUGCCCAGGUCCCUUCACGCUUGGGUGUUUGCUCUGUUCUUCAGCAUGUUGUGGGGGAACAGGCUAAACCUUAUCAAGAGGGAGGUCACUUACCUGGCCAGAAAGGACGGGGGUCUGGCCAUGGUCAACCCCAUCGUCUUUUUUUCUAGCAACUUCCUGAAAAGGAACUUUGGGGCUCUCCUGAAGGACGAGCAGCCUGGCUGGGCAUGUAUAUUCAGGGAGUGGGUCGCACCUUUCCUGGUGGACUGGUUCCGCGGCAGGAUGGAGGGAGAGGAGCAUGAGAGUUCGCCAUUCUAG
Pelobates cultripes (western spadefoot toad) is the source of this 1173-nucleotide messenger RNA. NCBI's taxonomy places the organism in Eukaryota, Metazoa, Chordata, Amphibia, Anura, Pelobatidae. The record is from the annotation of a GenBank genome assembly.